This is a messenger RNA of Juglans microcarpa x Juglans regia, 2464 nucleotides long. Its product is annotated as digalactosyldiacylglycerol synthase 2, chloroplastic-like. Gene Ontology annotation, biological process: galactolipid biosynthetic process. The transcript has 4 exons. Gene Ontology annotation, cellular component: chloroplast outer membrane. Lineage: Eukaryota; Viridiplantae; Streptophyta; Magnoliopsida; Fagales; Juglandaceae. The coding region runs from base 906 to 2312 and encodes 468 amino acids. Gene Ontology annotation, molecular function: digalactosyldiacylglycerol synthase activity. The record is from RefSeq and is a predicted model, not a curated record.
UGUUUCUCAAGUUUCCACUCCUUCAUUCUCUCUACGCCAUAUUUUUCCCAACAAAUUUCCUUACGUCUCGUUCCUUUCAGGCUUUUCCAGAGUAUUUUCUAGAAAUAAAUUAAGGUACGACUUUUGUUGGAAAAUGAAAGUCGUGUUUCGAAAUUAAUGUCUUCCUUUUGUUUUCUAAUUUCUGUAACGUAUGGCUGCCGAGAAGAAUCUUGUUUCCUUUUUUUCUUUUGUCCUUUACUCAUGCCCAUUAUUUUGGCUCUCUUGACCCGUGUACGAAGUUGGUUGCAUGUUUGAUUCUCCAGUUUUGAAUAUUUGGUAAAAUAUUCGGUUCUUGAGUUUGGGUUAGGAUGAAUUUUCUGUGAAGUUCUUUCUCACAAAUUCGGUGUUUAUUGACUAAUCUGGGAGUUAUUUAUGUAUAAGUUGGAACAAUGAAUAUUGUUGAUAGAAAACUUCCAGUCGAUUAUUGGAGACUGGGAUCAAGUUAAGCCAAAUUGAUUACUUUUUUGGAAUAAAUUUUCUUGUGCGGUGUAGAUUGAUAAAUUGGAUUGCAAGUUGAGGUUAAGACUUUACUCUGUAAUAAAUUUGAUGUCAUUUAACAUAUUAGAAAGAGAAAACGUAAUGAUGGAAGACGUCUUAUAAAUAUUUUCCUUUCCGGAGAAAUGCCAAUUGUACUCAGAAUUUUUUAUCUGCAGAACCCCUUUCCUCAAAAAUAUAUAUUUGUCUAUAAAUAUUGAUUGGCGUGUGUUAGUUUUGUAAGUUAAACUUAUUGAGAGAAAACGUAAUGAUGGAAGAUUGAUUUGUGAUUCUUGCAAUGCGAUCUUCUUAACUUCUGUAAGUAGUAUGUCACAAGUUGUAACAGAGGCUAAGUGAGCCUAUGGAGAUGGUUGGAUUUCACUGUUGAACUAAUGGAUAAAAAGCAGCAUGUUGCAAUUUUCACAACUGCCAGCCUUCCGUGGAUGACUGGAACUGCUGUCAACCCUCUAUUUCGUGCAGCCUAUCUUUCGAAAAAUGGAGAGAAAAAGGUUACCUUGGUGAUUCCAUGGUUAUCUUUGAAAGAUCAAGAAAUAGUAUAUCCCAAUCGCAUCACAUUCAGCUCAUCAACAGAGCAGGAGAAAUAUGUCCACCAGUGGCUCGAAGAGAGGACUGGAUUCAAAUCUUUUUUCAGCAUACGUUUUUAUCCUGGAAGGUUUUCUCAAGACAAAAGGAGUGUUCUUGCAGUUGGAGAUAUUUCAGAAGUCAUCCCUGAUGAAGAUGCAGAUAUUGCUGUUCUUGAGGAGCCUGAGCAUCUUACAUGGUAUCAUCAUGGGAAACAAUGGAAGGUUAAAUUCCGCAUGGUUGUAGGAAUUAUUCAUACCAAUUAUUUGGAAUAUGUGAGAGAGAAGAAUGGACGAAUGCAAGCAUUUCUUCUAAAAGUCAUAAAUAGCUGGGUUGUUAGUAUUUAUUGCCACAAGGUUAUCAGAUUAUCUGCGGCGACACAAGAUUAUCCCAAGUCAAUCAUCUGCAAUGUUCACGGAGUCAAUCCCAAGUUCCUUGGGAUAGACAAGCAAAAGAUAGAGCAACUACAAAAUGGGAAACAAACCUUCACUAAAGGUGCCUACUACAUUGGGAAGAUGGUAUGGAGCAAAGGCUACAAGGAGCUGCUAAAACUUCUUCAUGAUCACCAAAAGAAACUAGUUGGGCUUGAGGUUGAUUUAUAUGGAAGUGGUGAGGACUCUGAUCAAGUUCAGGAAGCUGCUAAAAGGUUGGAAGUAUCUGUUAGAGUUCACCCUGGGUGUGAUCAUGCCGAUCCUCUAUUUCAUGAUUAUAAAGUGUUUCUUAAUCCAAGCACCACAGAUGUGGUUUGUACUACUACAGCUGAAGCACUAGCAAUGGGCAAAAUUAUUGUAUGCGCCAAUCAUCCCUCAAACGAAUUCUUCAAGCAAUUUCCGAAUUGCUGGACCUAUGAUGACAGAAAUGGCUUUGUUGAAGCCACACGCAAAGCAUUAGCCGCAGAGCCUGUGCAGCUGACUGAUUCACAGAGGCAUGAAUUGUCAUGGGAGGCAGCCACAGAACGGUUCCUUAAGGUUUCUGAGCUGGACCAGGUAUCUACAAGAAAACUGUCAAAUAUUGCCACCAAGAACUUUAUGUCGACGUCCUUCAAUUUUCAGGGGAACAUGGAGGAUGCAUCUGCAUAUGUCCAUUUUUUGGCUUCUGGGUCUGAAGCAUCACGAAAAAUGUUUGGUGCAAUUCCGGGGAGCUUGCAACCAGAUGAACAACAAUGCAAAGAGCUAGGGCUAGCCAUUCCUGCAGGAAUGCAAAGCUCAAGAAAAUGAAAGCAUUAUGCUUUUGUGAAAAAUGCCGGGGAUUCUUUAUUUACGCUCAGUCUGUGCAUAAACUGGUACAGGUGUAAAGCAUUUCUCUUGUUUCUUAUACAUUAUUUGUUUUCCUGAAAUCGAAAAUCCCAUAUGAAGCAUGUUUCCACUAC